AUGGAUUCGCGGAGUGAACACAGAGAUAAAACCAAUCCAGUGACAAGUAUGAAUGCUAAAAGGCAGAAAUUAAGUGAUGGGGAAGACUUCUGGGCCUCUGCAACGCUGUGCCAAGCUCCGGACGACACCCGCAGUGGGAGGUGUCUACGUAAAAAUGGCAACAACAAGGGGAGAAGCCCCUCCAAUGGAAGCGUCGAAAUUGAAGGGUUCUUUCAGGGGAAUCACACAGACCCGUGCAACAAUGUGGUGAAGAGAAAAAUGGAAACUACCCCUUCGGUGAGCAGUAAAAUGAAAAGCACCACUUGGGUGAACACUAAAAUGAAAGGCACCACACCGGGGAGUCACCACCCCAUUGAUUACCAAAAUGGUUACCCCAAUAACGCACACACGCUUGAGGAGGAAGCGGACAUGGUAAGGGGAAAACAGCUGGGGAAGGCAAACAGAGGAGGCACCCCUGAAUCCACCACCACACGCAACCACGUCAGUGACACGUACAAGGUUCUCAUCAACAUUUGCCUGAACGAAAUUAAGAAGAGUGCCAAUCGAGGAGAUCUAGACGAUGUGUAUAGGGUUCUUAAAAACAAGGACCUCAUAUUUGACGAUGAAAAAAUCAGAGGCAACGAAUUUAAAAGGAGGAAGGGAGAGCUUCCCCGUGGGAGCACCUCCUCCAGUUGGUCACGAGCGUCACCUCCUAGUCAUGGGAAACGUUGGGACGACUCUGAAUGUGUCGAGAGGGGUAAAGGAGUGCCCCCAUACCAAGUAAAUAGCAGAAGGAACAAACGGAGCAGCAACUCCAUUAAAAGCAGGAGCGGGAGAAGUGCCGCAAAGGGGGACGAAAACUACUGGAGUGAUGACGAAGAGGAGGAUGGCAGAUCCACGCGUGGCGCAUCAGCCGGGGUGCACAACGGAAGGGGAAAAGUGCAGAAGGAUGUCAAAUCUGUCCAGUCGGGUAUCCAAGAUGUUGGAUUGUUCGGUGAUGGUACACAUGGGGGAGGCGAACGAGGCAAAGGAGAUGGAGGAAGACAGACUCUCACUGCGUCAAGGGACGACGAGGACGUAGCGCGCUUCCCCAACAACAAGCUCAAAACGGGGAUGGAGAGACGUAUGAGCAAAAUGAAAGGCACCAAUCGGAAUCGAAGCGCAGGAGGAGUAGCCCCCCUGGCCAGAGCCACCACGAGGGAGAAGAUCGAAUCGGACAUGUACAACAUCUUCAAAGGGGCGAUAAACAUGCUCACGUGUAAGUACCCGGAGCAUAACAUAAAGGAGUUCUUCUUCAGCAGCCAAGACAGACUCAAAGAAGAAUAUGAAAGCAACAAAAGGAAGUCAAUACAAAUAACUAGCUAUGAGCCUAACAGGUGCACCAACAUUUAUACGAAAAUAAAGCAGGAACUCUAUUACAUCACGAAGAAUACCAAACUCAGGAAUCACAUAAUAAAUACAAGGUACAUGUUUGAUGUAUACAAUUAUUGUGUGAAGAAUAUCAAGAGGAAUAUAACCUUACUUUCUCAUUUCAUCCCAAAUAAGAAGGACUUCAAAUUCAUAACGAAAAUGAAGUUCAAUAACAACUGCGAGAAUGUCGUAACGUGUGGAAAGGAUGGGUACAUAAAGAUCUUCCAUGUCAUAACCGGCAAUUUAAUCCUCUGCAUUAAGGCACAUCGGAAUGCCAUCACCGAUUUUGAUGUCCACCGUUCUGACAAGUAUAUACUCUCGUGUGAUGAAAAGGGGGUCGUUAAAUUCUGGCUGAUCGAUAAGCACAAAUUUAAAACGCUCUUUACGUAUAGACGAACCUUCCUAAUGAACAAGGUGCAGUUCUUUUAUCAUCAAAAGGGGAACAAGCACAAUGCAGAUGGUACUUAUAAAACGUAUGCCAUUUGCUCCACUAACUCCUACUUCUUCAUCAUCAUCUUUGAUGAUCUCAGUAAUGAUUCCCAUUUGUUAUACUCCCUGGAUAUGAACCUCGGAGGUGUCAAAUUUUUCCCCUACAUUCAAUUUUCUUACUCACUAAGUUAUAAUGUGUCCCCCUAUAUGUACAACUCUCUGGUCAUGUCGAAUGGACCCAUCAGAGGAUUAAAGAAUGGCUACCUCAUCUUUAUCAACACGUCUAGCCAAUGCAUCGAUAAAUCUGGGGAGAAGAACGAUUUUUCCAACAUCACCAACUAUAAAAGGAGGAAAAAAAAACUCAUGUUUUUGCUCCUUACGUCCAAACCUUUCUACGAUGAUGAAGAACGAAGUGAUGACUUGCUCAGCAUCACUCCAAACGAUGUGGACAUCAUCAAAUAUGUUAACAAGAUUGACGAGAGUAAGUAUGGAAAUGCUCACACGGAUGACGUCAUCGAGUUGUCUUACAAAGGAGAUAAGAAAAAACAGAAAAUGAGUGAGGAAGAUCUUUCUUACGCGAAAAUCUUCCACUGUUUCGAGAUCAACAUUUUGCAAGAUAAUGCCAAGAAGGAUAUCGGUUUUUCUCUCUUCAAACGGUUCGAAGAUUUUAACGAAGAAAUUGUUCGCUUCGCUUUCGCAAACCGCUCUGCCGACUUCCUCACUGUGCAGUUCAGCGGUUCUAUAUUUCUAUGGCACUUCCAGAGUUACGUCGACGAGGUGGCGCGCUCCAGGGGGGAGAGAAGCUCUUCCCACUGUAUAACUCUUCACAGUAGAAUUCUUGACAGUAAAACUCUUGACAGUAGAACCCUUCACAGUGCUGCACGUCGCAAAGUCAACGUCUGCUGCUUCUACACCUCCCUCUACGUCGAAUUUUUCCUCGAGUCCCUGGCCCUCAACGAGAGCAACAAGGCCAAGGGGGGGAGAACCGACCUGGGAGGCUUCCAGGCCAGGGGCGACGAUGGACGGAAGCCAGGCGAUAGGAGAGAUCCGAAGAGUAACGAAAACAACAAUGCCACGAACGACGUGAAUGACGAAAAUCAGUACGACAAUCUGUUUGUUAUAUCUUCUACGUCCUGUUCGUCGUACUGCUACUCCUCCAGCGGGAAGGAAUACGUGCCAAGGGUGAAUAGGGAGAAGGAACUGAAGAGGAAGCGGCUCCUUAGGGCGCAGCGGGAGGUGAACCCUGAUGGGAGUGCACCAAUGGGGAGGAGGGUCCCCGAUCAGCAGGACAAGUCGAGAGCAUCCAAUGAGCCAGUCGUUGGGUCCAGCGGCACAGUCCGUGCUGCCAGCAGCACAAUCGGCGUGGACCCGGGGGAAGCGAACAACGACAGCGUCAUCAUGGAGAGCAUCGUCUACAGCGGCGGCAGCGCCAGUGGGAGGAGGAGCACAAAUGGAAAUAAUAGACUUGACCCGAAUCGGCUUGUGUCUAACCGUCUGGGAACAGGCAGUCUGGAAAUAAACCGCUUCAUAGAGAGUGGCCUCACAGCGAGCCGCCUCCCCGUUAACCGCCUCCACACCAACGAGGCGACCGAAAAGAGCGGCGCACAGUGCGUGUACAACGAGAAGGCAAACAACAAGCCCAAAAUGAGAGCUAAAAAGUUAAACUACAAAAUUAGCAACGUCUCCUUUAAUAUGUCCGAUGAAUACCUAAUCGUGGCUGACGGAAUAACGAACAAAUCGAACUCGUCUAAGGAAGACACCUUUGCAGUGACGAUGAAGACGAACCUCUCCAUAUUCUGUCUAAGGACCUACGAAGAAAUUAAGAACUUCGAUCUAAAAAAAUGCAACAGCUAUGUCAGUUUUAUCAAGCCCAACCCCUUCUUCACAGAUAUAAUUCUCUUCGCCUGUUUUAGAAAAUACAUUUAUUUGUUGAAUGUACAGAAGAAGAAGAUCAUAAAAAAGUAUUCUUACGAUAGUGAGUUGAAAAACCUAAGUGCAGAGUGGAGUCAAAAUGGCUACCUCUUCAUCGUCUCACACAAUUAUGGGUACUUCUCUAUUUUCACACUGAAUAGAAAUGCCUCCUACAAAUUGACCCUAUCUGAUCAAGUCACUUCUUAUCAGCUUUGCUCGCUGAAUGAACCUAGCAUGAACGAGGUGACGGACAAUUAUGAUAAUAUGAAUUCUCUUCCAGACGUUUUUAUGUAUGAUUCUUUUGAGGGAAAUAAUGCGGAGGACGCGGUGGAUGUUGUGAGAUUUACCAGUGGUGUUGCUUCCGGAGGAGGAGGAGGUGUAACUGCUCCCAGGGGGUUCCUUUUCGGGGACGGGCUAAACAAUUCAUCUAGUUUUAACACCGGUGUGGAAGUCGCAGGAGUGGGUGGAAGCUUCGCCAACAAUUGGAGCGGAGCCACCAUCAUUGGUACCGCUGGGAGGAAUGGAGCGACCGUGAGGAAUGGAACGAGUGGGAGGAAUGGAACCGAUGCCAGAAACGGCGCCUCUUCACGUCGUGGAAGAAAGCGCAACGACGAGGACAGAAGAAAAGGGAGAAGAGUCGCCCGGCGAAGAAACCGAAUUAUAGAGGACAGCUCGGAGCUCUCCUGCUCGGUCAACUCCAUUUACACGCUCUACACGGACAGCAACUCGAAGAACUCCAAAAUUUCGGUGCAGGGCCGAGGAGAAGCGGGGGAUUCUAAAAAAAAAAAAAAAACAAAAAAAAAAAACAAAGGCGCUUCCGAUGACGGGAGUGAUAGAAACCCCAAUGACGAAGUGAGAAUCAUCGACAAAGACAGCUUCCAGGGCAGGGAAGACAAACACGUUAUAAACUUGGAGAACACCCCCUCAAACAACAACGAAGUUAUCAAUGUUGAAGAUGUGCACCGAGAGUGCAUUAAGAAUAGUGCUAAACGAAAGAAAGAAGUGAUUAACCUUGAUAGCGUCCUCAGUGAUAACCACUCCUACGGCUUUAGGAGUAAAAGGACGGCAAGAAACGGACCCACGGCGCUGGAUGUGGGAACCAGGUCAAGUGCAGCCAGCACGGAAGAUGCCCCUAAGCGAAAGAGGCUUCAUAUAGCAAAAGAUAAAGAGGCACAAAAUUUAAGCGGUCACUCAAAUGAUCACUCCAGUGGAAGCGACAGCGAAAGGGGUGCUGUUUCAAGGGGAGGAAGCUCCAAUGGGGAACACACCUAUCUUGCUAGGAAGAACCGCUUCCUACCAAUGAGAAAGCGAAACAUAAAUGUGCCAUCCUCAGAUUUUAAAUCUAAAAGCUAUAAACACGAUGAGUGCCUGUUAAGUGGAGGUUCACACACAAGGGAAGGAGCACAGUACCCCUACGACAUCAGCAUUAGCAAAUUAAAAGAGUUCUUCACUGGGGACAAACGGAAGGAAAAAGAAGAGGUCGUGAAAAGGGAUCGAUACAUGAGUGAUUGGGACACCGAUUUGGAAAAAUGUAGUUCCAUCAAUUUUUUUAGUGACAAUUCAAAUUAUGCCAAUUAUUCUGAUGAUCUGUUUAGCGACUCACCUAAAGGGCGCAGGAUGGAUUCGCUCCAGAGUAGGAACCACAGGGCAUUCGAAUCGGACCAACAUGGACACCUAAAGGAUGUGCGUAGGGGAGGCAACCCAGAUGAUCGACUCAAUGCUGCGUCUCGGAAGGGAAGGUCGAAGCCACAUGGUUCAAGCGGCAUGUGGUCAGAGAAGCGGGGCGCCAGUGGUAGCGGCGAGGAGGACCAUUACGAUGGUGAUGAUGAAAGCGAUGAUGACGACGGUUGGUAUGGCGAACCCCCCACAGGUGACCGCCGAAGGAGCAAACUGCGCAAGGAAGGAAACAACCCAUGCCUGCUAAACUUCACCAAUGCGAACAUUCUGGUAGACAAGAAAUUUAAGAUCUACGAGCAGCACCUUCAACCGGUGCUUCCAAAAUUUUCUAGCUUCAAUUGCAAUAAAAGCUACUUGGACAAGAUUGGAAGCUCCCCGGUGGACCCCAUAUGUAUCCAGCUGAACUACCUUUCCCAAAUGUGCCGGAGGAUGAAGAAGGAGAAUACCAUAAAUCUAAAGUCACUCCUGACCUUUGACGUUCUAUACAAAGCGUUGAUAAAUUAUGGAGGAAGUGGCGGUUCUAUGAAGCGCGGUGAUCACAGCGCGUGCAGUGCCAGCCCCACAUGGGAUGAUAAGAAAUGGUUCAACCACAGAGGGGCGAGCGAAGGACCCGGUAGUUCCCCCGCAGAGGAGAGGAGAGAGUAUAGAAGCAGCUCAGUUAGUGAUGCACACCAUUGCGGAGUCGAUAUGAGCCAACUCCUCAGCCACCAUGCUGCCAUCGGUAGGCACCACUUCCAGGUGGUGAAUAACAGGGGGGACGAGGAGCCCUUGCUCAGGAUGCCCGCCCAUAGGAAGAAUGAGAAAAGUGAGGCCUUCCUCCGGCUGCUGCGGGGUUGCGCGCGAGGUGGAGUUAGCGGCGGAUUCGACGGCGGAUUCAGCGGUGGAGUUGGCGGUAGAGUGGGCGGCCGAAAGAACGGGGAGGAGCCCCCCUCCGAGCCGAACAGAGACCCCCCGGGGAAGAAGAACCCCCUAGGCGCAGCGCUGACCCGGUGCAUAGAAACGUUCAAGCGGAAGAGCGGUGGUGCGGACAAGUACAAGAUGUGUUAUGUGAACGCCGUGCGAGUAGGACGAUCGUACAAACGAUUUAUAAGUGUAAGCUCAAUCUGUGACAGUAGCAGCGUGGUGAGCCCCACUACCAGAGAAGGGAAGAAAAGGGUCCUCGAGAGAAACCCCUUCCGACAUCAAAUGAAGGAAAUGAGCCAGUCGCUGCUGUACCAAAUUUUGAAAAAAUUCCCUUGUAGAGAAGAAGAAGAUAUUGAUACUUUUAUUUAUUAUAAAAAAAAGACCUACGCAGAGAGAAGCAUCAAAGCAGUUCUUCAGUGUUACUUAAAGCACUACACCAAUGUGGACAAAAAAAGGAGACAGCUCGACCAUAGACACUUCAUUUAUACAAACAACAACCGAAUGCUCUUUAUGAAUUCACACACGAUGAAAUUGCUAAACGUUUUAGAAGAGAACUACUGCAAGACCUUAAUUAGAGAAAGUUUCAACCUAAUGAAUAAUUGUCAGCUCAAAGGAAGAAACUGUAUAAUUAAAAGUAUCGAUGGGAUCAACAACUGUAGCUUCCUGAACCCAUACUCCCUUUAUCUGAGGUCCACUGCCAAUUAUGAUUUUCUGGGCUCAAGGACAGUUCAGAAUUCGCUACUCUCCAGUUAUGCAAGGUACAAUGAGUUAUUUGCAAUGUUUAGAGGUAACACGCAGGUGAACAAUGCAGGCAGUGGAGUUACUGCACGCAACGCUUCCAAUGUGGUUAACGCGGCUAAUAUGGCCAAUGCUGCUAAUAUGGCCAACGCUGCUAAUAUAGCCAACGCUGCUAAUAUAGCCAACGCUGCCAGCAUUGCGAGCGUCACCAAUGCGAACAGCGCCAUCAACGUUACGAACUUUCUAUUGAACUAUGAAAACGUUCUAAGCUCCGGAAGGAACACCGACAUUGCUGUCAUAAGUGAGCAUUCCUCAGUUUUUACUAGUGAUCAAUCAGCAAACUUCUUCUCAGAGGAUGAAGAAGACGAUGAUGAAUACGAUGAUGAUGAUUAUGCUCAUGAUGAUUAUGACUUUGGUUAUAAUCACGCAUCGAGUUCCAAUUCCAGAAGGAACAGUAGGAGGAAUAGACGGAGGGGUCGUACGAGCGCUCCCAAGAGAAGCACCACUACUAGACGUAGGACCACGAGACGCAACAAUAACAACACUCCAAGGAGGACUUCAGCAAGGAAUAAAAAAAACAAUCAGAAGAAGAAUUACAACUGCGAUGCGGUCGUCCACGUCAAUGUCAGGAAAAGCGAUCGUUUACGAAAUAAAGAGAUUACCAGACAGGAGAACAACCCUGGGGGAGGAAGCAUCAACAAUGGAGAUGAUGAUGACCUGCUCAACAGUCAGGGGGAUGACUUCCUUAUCAGCGGCACCAGGAGCAGGAGGCACCUCAGGAACAACUCCUCCAACCGUUCUAAAAGCCGAUACAACACCAGGUCGUCAAAUACGAACCGGGACAUUAUCUGA
This is a messenger RNA of Plasmodium inui San Antonio 1, 7899 nucleotides long. RefSeq lists its product as hypothetical. The transcript has a single exon. The record is from RefSeq and is a predicted model, not a curated record. NCBI's taxonomy places the organism in Eukaryota, Apicomplexa, Aconoidasida, Haemosporida, Plasmodiidae. Gene Ontology annotation, molecular function: protein binding. The coding region runs from base 1 to 7899 and encodes 2632 amino acids.